AUGGACAUUAGAAGGAGGACAACCUAUUUGUCUCGAGGUGCUGAUGGCCGUCCGUCGCACAACUACAGUUCGUUUUUUCAAUCUGCACAGAAAAAAUAUUGCAACGCAGAUCCUGAAAGUGGUAUUCGUCUCGUUGGACCAAUGUUUGAACUAACUGCUUGUGUAGAGCUUAAAGGAGAUGAGGAAGAUUUUGAAACGAUGUAUCCGGAUACAUCACUUUCAUUUGGUCCAACUAUUUGUUCAUUUGGCCUGAAGUAUAACGAUCAUAAUUACGCCCUUCCUUCAGGAUUAACUCCUCCCUCAAUGGCACCCCAUUUAAUGGAUCUUCAAGUGCCGAAAAAUAAAUUUUUCAGAUACAAAGCUGAACAAUCUCUGCUCGAAAAAUUUGUUUACCCAAAAGUCAGGCUGUAA
Molecule: messenger RNA, 411 nt
Organism: Schistosoma mattheei
Lineage: Eukaryota; Metazoa; Platyhelminthes; Trematoda; Strigeidida; Schistosomatidae
Source: the annotation of a GenBank genome assembly